GCUCAGAGCGCAUCUAUAUACGGAAUCGGAACCCGGGUUGCCCAGCCAAGUAUAUAUUUACUUGGCCCAUCGGAAAGUAGCUUAUCAGGCAGAAAGAGAGUCCAGCUGGCGAGGCCCGCUAAAAUUCGGCAACAGUACAGUCGUACGGCUCCAAGUGAUCGCAAGUGGAAGGUUCUUCAGUCGCAUUCGAUCCCAAGAUCUCAGAAAUCCUUUAAAACAAAAAACCAAAAAAUAAUGUCAGCAAAGAGAAUGGAUUUAAAUAGACGCACCUUUUUGGUGCUGAGCGGCAGCUCGAAUCCUUUGGGUCAAUCCCUGGCUCUGGAGUUCUGCCGUCGCCUGGCCACCGGAUCCCUGGCCCUGAUCCUGGACGAGGAUCAGCAGCAACUGCGGGAACUGGAGAGCCUGCUCCAGAACGAGUUGAAAACGGAUGCUGUGAAAGUGAAGACCGGAAGACUGGACAAAACCCACUCGAAUGGUGUGCAGUUAAUGGAGCAGGCUCUGCAGGAUUAUUUCGAGGAGGGAAAGCAGAAUUCCUUUGAGCGAUCCAUAAUCGUGCACAACGAGGGACAGGCGGCCACCCAUGUGCUCCUGGAGCCGCAGACCGACGAGGAUUGGAAGAGCUACGUCCAGCAGCAGUUGUAUGCACCGGUGGCCCUCAACCAAAGUUGGCUGCAGUCGAAACACUUGGCGAAGGUGGAGAAGCUGGCGGUGAAUGUGACCUCCUCGCUUAUGAUUCGUCCGUUGGUCCAUGCCGGACUGCUCUGCUCCUGCAAGCGGGCCAGGGACAUGUACUUCCGCGCCAUGGCCGCCGAGGAGUAUCGCUUCGGUGUCCACGUACUCAGCUUCUCGCCCGGCCUGAUGGCCAGCCAUCAGAGCCAGUGCGAUGUGAACGGCAAUCGGAUCACGCCCGCCGAUCUGAUCGCCUCGAAGGAGCUGCUCCAGCUGCCCAGGAUCCAGCCGCGCCAGGCCACCCUCAAGCUGAUCAAUAUUCUCGAGGAGAUCUCCUUCGUCUCCGGGCACGAUGUCGACUACUACGACACCUUCGUUUUAUGAGUAGCAUCGUGGCGGUGGCCUAUGUCCCCGAUGGACUCGGUUCUGUACUUGGUUGACGAUUUGGAGCAAGUUUUUGAUUUGAUUGCCUUGGAAAUGAAUAAAAUCUGGCUGACGACCCUGCUUUUAAUCCUGGAAGUGCAACAAGAACAAGCACACGAACAGGAAAACAAAAAAGAAA
Messenger RNA from Drosophila ficusphila, 1231 nucleotides. Its product is annotated as sepiapterin reductase. Gene Ontology annotation, molecular function: sepiapterin reductase (NADP+) activity. The transcript has a single exon. The coding region runs from base 235 to 1053 and encodes 272 amino acids. Lineage: Eukaryota; Metazoa; Arthropoda; Insecta; Diptera; Drosophilidae. The record is from RefSeq and is a predicted model, not a curated record. Gene Ontology annotation, biological process: tetrahydrobiopterin biosynthetic process.